Heterobilharzia americana is the source of this 978-nucleotide messenger RNA. NCBI's taxonomy places the organism in Eukaryota, Metazoa, Platyhelminthes, Trematoda, Strigeidida, Schistosomatidae. The record is from the annotation of a GenBank genome assembly.
AUGGAAGUUUUCUUUGGACGUCCAAAGUUGAACAAAUCAUGGCAACUAGUGCCGUCAUUAGCAUCAUCUAUUCUACCGAAAAGUGUUAUACCUUUUCCAAUAAUAUUGACAGAAGAUUUGCUACCAUCUAAGAUGGAUGAUGAUGAUGAUGAUCAUGUUUCACAGACACCUAAACAGAUUAAAAUACUUCAAACGAGAGGUUGUUAUGGUGUGAGUAGAAAUGAUGAGUACAAUUUUAUGGAUAGAAUCAAGAUGACAAUAAGACAUUAUGAUACAGAUGAUGAUGAUGAUGAAGAGGUUGAUUACGAUCAUUUUGAGGAUGGAUCAGAUACAGAAAAUUCAAUUGACAAUCGUAUCUUCAAAGGUGAUGAUAUACAGUUAAAUGAAAAUACUUCUAAGACAAGUAAUAUAACACAAUUAUUCUUGAGUGACGUAGAGACAUUGUUCUUGUCACAUGGACUUGACUGUUUACAAGUUUAUUUGUCCAUGAAUGAAAACUCUCAAUCGAAUUUAAGUACUGGAUCUCAGCAUCUGGAACCUUUAUCUUUGUCAGAAGUUUGGUUUCGCCUAUGUACAGGAGAUGUUAAUAUGCCCUAUAUACAACUAGAAAUAGCACGUGAAAAGCUAGAGAAAUAUUCACAAAGAGAACUCAACUUAUUACGUCAUUAUGCUGUAUACAUAUAUUACAGAUCUAAGGGUUGGAUUGUACGUCCUGGAUUAUGCGUUGGAGGUGUUGAUUAUCUGCUUUAUGCUGAAAGUCCUAAUUUAAGACAUGCAUCAUUUUGUGUUCUGAUCGAUAGAAAUUCAACAGCCAUAGAUGGUGAACAAUUGAAAUGUGCUUCAGUAGCUGAACACACUCGUGUUGCACAUUCAGUUGGCAAGCGCGUAAUACUUUGUCGAGUAUGUCUUCCAUCGAUAGACGUGUAUGCAAACAAUCCAUGGGAAGCUGUUCGAAAACAACCAUUAAAGAAACACUAA